UAAUUGCAAAUAAUUUAUAAAACACAUUAGAUUGAUGGUACUUUAUGAAAGUAAAACUGUCCACUGUGAGACAAAGCAGAGAGAAAGAACAAAACUUUUUUCAAAACAUGAAAGUCUUUUCUCACAAGCAAUAAAACAUCAAACUAACCAUCAUAACAUAUUCCUUCUGCAGAUUUCUGAACCCAACUCCACAAUUGAUUAUAUGGUCCCUGAGAAUCAAAACAAUGAAGAUACUUAUAAAGGAAAUCAAGCCAUCAGCAGCGACUACAGAGACACUGGAUAUGAUCGAGGACAACUGAAACCCAACAGCUUCUCAUGCACCGAUGACGGCCGUACAGCAACAUUUACACUGACCAAUGCAGCACCUAUGGACGCGCGUUUCAACUGUAUCCACUGGAAGAAGUUGGAGAGAACUUUAAAGAGUUUUUUGACAAAGAAGCUUGACAGUGAUCGUCCUGCAACAGCCUACAUCGUCACGGGUACAGUACCUGAUGUGAAUCUACGGAUACCACAGAAGGAAAUCUCUGAAGAGCCAGAAAGGGUGACGGUGCCCUCUCACAUCUGGACGGCUGUCUGCUAUAACCACCACGAUGAUGACAAGUCUUUUUCCUUUGGCUAUAUAGGAGAAAACCUGUCGAGAGGUAAAGUAAACCUGAUGAGUGUCUCACAGCUGAACAAUCGGCUCAAUCAACUCUAUAAGCUCUCAAAUAUUAAGAUCUUUGUGGAUGACUGUUUUGAAGACAGUAAUAAAUUAAACAAGGUUAAGAAAGCAUUUCAGAAAUUAAUUGGUCUCCCAGUGACCCCAGAUGUGCAGAAAACAUAUGAUGCGCUCCAAACAGUCAGCUCUAAUGGAGAGGAUGUCGUGUUGACUGACAUGAUUGUAAAAUUAACCUUCAACAGUUUGAGCUCUUAUUCCACUAUGGCAGAAGAGCUACAGGUUUCUACUAAAAGGGCUUGUCUUAUAACUAAUUACGGACAAGAAUCUAUUGAAUGCCAGUUAGUCCCAAAGAAGCGCAAGAUUGCAGUUGAUGGCUCGCCCUGCUCAAGCAACACAGGAGGUGAAACCAAGCCCUGCUGCUCCACUCCCUGUCUGUACAAGGACAAUCUCAAGGGCUACAGGUGUUACUCAGGCCAGAAAGAGAUAGCGUGUUCGCCCCAGUACUCACUCAUCACGUAUAAAGGAGAGCGAUGCAUGGAUGAUCACCCCUGCGGCACAUACGGUGAGGACUACUACUGGUGUUACAAAAUCUCUGGCAAGUGGGAUUACUGCAGUCCUCUGCUGUGGAGAAGUAAGGCUAAAAACGGGCAGUACUGCCGCAGAGACAACGCCUGUGCCAAAUAUGGUGAAAGCCAGCAAUGGUGCUACACAGAUGAUGGCAAAAAACAUGAGUGCUGUACUUCUGAUGACUGCUACUCCACUGUGAAUGGCAAAACCUGCAAGUCUAAUCACCCCUGUGGCAAACAUGGUGAAAAAUACCUGUGGUGCUGGACCACUCAUGGCAGCUGGGAUUAUUGCUGCACAAGUUGUGGUUAGUUGGUUUAAAUUACCAUUAUUACUAAAGCAGCACUUCACAAAGUUCAUUGUGAUUGUACUUGGAGUGCUUACUAACCGAGAGACUCUUUCUAACAUAAAAAUAAGACUCUCUGUGCUUCUAUAAAUAUUUAAAAAAAAAAAAAAAUAGAAAAUACAUUUUCCUAAUGAUUUUUAUGCAAAAAAAACUAACAAGCUUAAAAAAACUAUAAAUCUUUUAUACAUUUGCAAAUUCAUACAUAACUACUUUGUUUCAGUAAAAAUAAAUCUUUGAUAUAUAUAUGAGUGUGAACAGAUCCACACAAAACUUACAGAGCAAUGAUGUGAUUUUCAUGAAGCAAAAUUCAAUCUGUGUCCAUUUUUAUGUGCUCAAUCUGUGUCCAUCUCCAUCCACUCACACUCAACAGAACACAGUCCAGCUAAAGCUAAUUCAACUUCACAUUUCAAGUCAAGUCA
Messenger RNA from Ctenopharyngodon idella (grass carp), 1987 nucleotides. RefSeq lists its product as uncharacterized. Gene Ontology annotation, molecular function: nucleic acid binding; hydrolase activity; metal ion binding. The transcript has a single exon. NCBI's taxonomy places the organism in Eukaryota, Metazoa, Chordata, Actinopteri, Cypriniformes, Xenocyprididae. Bases 35 to 1534 code for a protein of 499 amino acids. The record is from RefSeq and is a predicted model, not a curated record.